AAGAAGAAGAAGAAGAAGAAGAAGAAAAUCCAAUCGAGGGUUUCUCUCACGAAUCUUCUCCUCUUCGAUCUGAAAACCAAGUUACCAGGGUAUCAAGGGCAUACUCAGAUUAAGUUAUGGUGCCAAGUAAAAGAAGACAAAUAUGCAGCAAUGCAAACCCAAAUAACAAAAGGCUCAAAAAGCAAGACCAAACAAAGGAAGGUGAAGAGCAGGUUGAUCGAAACGCCAUGGCUGUGGACACAUUGCUACCUCACCUUCCAGACCUUAUUGUUCACAAGAUUUUCCGACUCAUUCCCACUAAACUUGCCAAUUUGCCAUACGCUCAGCCAUUGUUUCCAAACAAUGGGCAACUGUGUGGUCUUUGGGAGUCCCUCUCUUAGAUUUCGAUGACGAGGGGACUCUACUGAUCAUGAUGGUGACAAUCUCGUCCGCAGGAAGCUGUUGUUCAUCGACUUUGUGGAAAACUGUUUGAAACAUUGUGAGAAAAACAAGCUUUUGCAGUUGGAUAGUUUGAGGCUUCGAAUGAGAUAUGAUUCUGAAUUAAUAGGAGCGACAAGAAUAGACAAGUGGUUUAGUUUUGUGGUUGAUAGAUGCGUCAAAGAGUUAGAUAUCAGCAUUCAAAGAAAAGAUGACAAUGAUCCGGUCGAAAGCACAUACUACUGCAUACCCCAUACCAUUCUCAAUGCGCAAUUUCUUACUAGUCUGAAUCUAGAGCAUGUGAGAAUACCGGAGAGUAAUGAUCUGAUAAGCCUUCCGUCGUUGAAAACUAUGUCCCUAAACGCUGUGCUGUUUGAUUGCAGCAUUGAUUUGGAUAGAUCACUCUGGAUGAGCUGUCCUUCCAUCGAGCAUUUGUCGCUAGUUUCGUGUUCUUUUAGCUCAUUGGAGUACUGGUGGCAGAUCGCUGUCAAAAAUUCCAGUCUUAAAUUCUUGCAGGUUAUGUAUUGCAAGUGCAAGUCUUUUCAAGUUGAAGCUGAGAAUCUUGAAUCUUUUAUAUUCACUUCAGAUUUUCUCAACUUGAGUUCAUCCGCUUGUUUAGUGAAUCCGUCAAGUUGAAAUAUAUCAGCGUUUAUGCUCAGCAUGCGAAGAUUAUCUUUGGAAUGCCCGGAACAUGUCGAGAUAAUGUGAAGGCCACUAUUGAUAUUCCAAAUCUCCAAGUUUUUGACUACGAUGGUGGUUAUUUGCUGCCUAAUGAUGUAAUCUCUGUGAAAGCUCGAAAUCCAUUGAUUGCAUUUAUCAAGCUUAUUUGGGAUGAUGAAGAAGUUCUAGAUCCCACUUUCCUCCCUCCAUGGACACAUUUUCCUACUUGGAGAUAUUUUCUUCAAAACUUUGAUUGCUGCAAUAAAGUGGUGCUAGAUAUCCGUCAUGAUGCCAUUGCUGAGGCUCUCACAUUUCCAGAAAAUUUCAGGCAGACAUUCUCACCACCGUUAUCUAAUCUCAAGUAUCUCAGUGUCUCGAUUGUACGUCUUCGUUGUCCGCAAACAACGGCCAGAGUUUCAGCCUUGACGGACUCUUUGCGUUGGAUGGCACCAUAUGCAUGGUUUACAUCAACUUACUGGGACUAUGAUGAGGCUGAAACUUCAGAGGAAGAUGAAUAAUUAUUGGCAUUAUUUACUAUAUAAAAUUGGUACAUCAUUCCAUACACUAAAUGGUACAAAAUGAUCAUUGCUAGCUAGCUAGGUUUUCUUUA
Molecule: messenger RNA, 1687 nt
Organism: Rosa chinensis
Lineage: Eukaryota; Viridiplantae; Streptophyta; Magnoliopsida; Rosales; Rosaceae
Exons: 3
Coding region: 1098-1595 (165 amino acids)
Source: RefSeq, a predicted model, not a curated record